GGAUUUAGGGUUAUUUGGUGAAGAAGACAAAAGAGAGAGAGAGAGAUAGAGAGAGAGAGGUCAGUGGUGUUUCAGGAAUUUCUCAAAAUGGGACAACACCUCAGCGAGGAGUCUGAUAGAGUGGAAAUUGAUGUGGCUGAGCUUCAGGAAUGGUACAAGAAGUUUGUGGUAGAAUGUCCUAGUGGGACCCUUUUUAUGCAUGAAUUUAAGCGAUUUUUUGGUGUAACAGACAAUCAAGAAGCAGCAGACUACGUGGAACAUAUGUUUAGAGCCUUCGAUAAAAAUGGGGACAACACCAUAGAUUUCCUGGAAUAUGUGGCUGCUCUGAAUCUAGUUUUACGAGGAAAACUUGAACAUAAGCUGAAAUGGACUUUCAAGGUGUAUGACCGAGAUGGAAAUGGCUGUAUAGACAAGACUGAGCUACUAGAGAUAGUAGAGUCCAUUUACAAUUUGAAGAAAGUGUGCCGCCAGGGACAAGAUGAUCGUAUUCCCUUGUUGUCACCGGAAGAAGUGGUGGACAGAAUAUUCCAGCUGGUGGAUGAGAAUGGAGAUGGCCAGCUCUCCCUGGAUGAGUUUAUAGAUGGUGCUCGGAAGGACAAGUGGGUGAUGAAGAUGCUCCAGAUGGACGUCAGUCCGGGCAGCUGGAUCACUGAGCAGAGGAGGAAGAGUGCUCUUUUUUAAUGCUGAUUUGCUUUUCAUUGUUUUGUGAAUACCUGAAGAGCUCAUUAAGAAGUGGGACUUGUCAGUGAUGGAUGAAAGCAGACAAGCAGACAUUCACUUGGCUUAUGUACUGAAGAUCUGAACGUAAUGCCUGUAGAAUGGAUUUCUGAUCAGAAAUGAUUAUACAUUGGUGUAUUUUUCUGAAUCACAGUUGCUGCUAUCACAUUGCUGAUGUCCACGUGUUCCCCAAGAUCUAAUGCAGUGUGAGCAGAUGUAAGGUGAUUCCUGAACUUUGUAUGUGGCCAAACCUGGAAGAUAUGGGAAGUGCUUGGAUAUCCUUAUUUUGUAAUCUCAAUAUCUUACUAAUCAUUGUCUAUGUGAUUGUGUGGACAGAAGUGGAGGUCACCUGUAAAAUGUAUUAUUUCCCACUCCCUAAUGAUUACCGAAAACUAUACAAAUGGAGAAGUGUUUGAUGGGUAAAUAUAGGAAGCUAUGCAGCGUAUAUCUGGGUGGGUUAUAUAACAAAUAUAUGGGUGGUUGGAAAAGCUUGAUAUGGAUGAAGGUAACAUGGUUUUGAACCAUACAUUAAAAGUGUACAGAAAGCAGAAUAUGAAGUUAGAAUAUGUAUAUAUUAUUGUGCUCUAUUUAAGCUAUGCAAUGCAUUUCUCUUGUUCAAUGUGUACUUGUCCCCUGCAUACGGUGAGGGCAGACAUUUUGUAGGCUAAAUCUUUAUUCAGUCUCCAUGUAUGACUUUUUAUCUAGCUGUAGCCAACAACUCAUGUCAUUGACCAUGGAACUUAAGGGUCUGAUUCACAACAGGAAGCAAAUGAAUUUGCAGCUGGGAUCCUGUAUUCAGCAUUAUGCAAAUUAUGCAAAUGUUGAGGGUGCCUGGAUAUAUAUUGAGACACCCACUGGUGGCUUUGCAACUCCCUUCAGCUGUGUACAAAGAUGCAGCAUCUGUCGCAGUUCAGUUGAGUAGUAACGUUCGGAAUUGUCCUAUGGUCACGCAGCAUGGUCGCAGUUAGUAAGAUGUCCAAGACACUGCAACUACAUAUGGGAUUGCAGUCGCUGUCUCAAAUAGACUUUAAAAUAUUUGCAAUAUGCCUGUGUGUUUCUGCUACUCCCUGUUACUCCCCCAAAUGGUGCCCGUCUGUCAGUCACUUAGCAAGUAAAUCCUCCCUGCGAUAGCCAUUGCAAGACCAUCAUUGUGCAUGCGCAGUGCAAUCUAGUUGCAUGUACAGACUGCUGAUUGCUCAACUACUGAAAAAUCAGGUUUGCAUAUAUCUCUGAAUAAGACCGAAAGAGUACUCUGACUUUCUCUGACCAUAUUGUUAAUAAGUUAUAGCUGUUUUUGUUUUAUUCUAACCUAUUCAUGUUAUGGAAGAAAGCAGAGUUAUUAUAUUAUGUCUGAUUGCAAAGAAAAUCUUCAGAACAAAUUCUUCACAAUUUCCUUGCAAUUGGUGUUCUUACCAGUUGAUUAAAUAAACCUUUUUAAUGUUG
Messenger RNA from Pseudophryne corroboree (corroboree frog), 2160 nucleotides. RefSeq names its product guanylate cyclase activator 1B (gene GUCA1B). Gene Ontology annotation, biological process: visual perception. The record is from RefSeq and is a predicted model, not a curated record. The transcript has 4 exons. Gene Ontology annotation, cellular component: photoreceptor inner segment; cone photoreceptor outer segment. Lineage: Eukaryota; Metazoa; Chordata; Amphibia; Anura; Myobatrachidae. The coding region runs from base 88 to 681 and encodes 197 amino acids. Gene Ontology annotation, molecular function: calcium ion binding; calcium sensitive guanylate cyclase activator activity.